Molecule: messenger RNA, 1015 nt
Organism: Clarias gariepinus (North African catfish)
Lineage: Eukaryota; Metazoa; Chordata; Actinopteri; Siluriformes; Clariidae
Product: histone H2B-like
Exons: 2
Coding region: 1-474 (157 amino acids)
Cellular component (GO): nucleosome
Molecular function (GO): structural constituent of chromatin; DNA binding; protein heterodimerization activity
Source: RefSeq, a predicted model, not a curated record
AUGGCUAACGACACGAACACAACGGCUCUUUUAAGAGCCACCCACGUCUCCAACAAAAGAGCUCUUGUCUUCACCUUUGUUUUCAGAAUCAGCAGCACCAUGCCUGAGCCAGCCAAGACCGCCCCCAAGAAGGGCUCCAAGAAAGCUGUGACCAAGACCGCCGGUAAAGGAGGUAAGAAGCGCAGAAAGUCCAGGAAGGAGAGCUACGCUAUCUACGUGUACAAAGUCCUGAAGCAGGUUCACCCCGACACCGGCAUUUCGUCCAAGGCGAUGGGAAUCAUGAAUUCGUUCGUCAACGAUAUCUUCGAGCGCAUUGCCGGUGAGUCCUCUCGUCUGGCUCACUACAACAAACGCUCCACCAUCACUUCCAGGGAGAUCCAGACCGCCGUGCGCCUGUUGCUGCCCGGUGAGUUGGCCAAGCACGCCGUGUCCGAGGGCACCAAGGCCGUGACUAAAUACACCAGCUCCAAGUAAAGCGCGUCACCGCCGCCUUCAUCAACACAACGGCUCUUUUAAGAGCCACCCAUGUUGUCCGUCAAAGAGUGAUUUCCUGCAGUGUAGGUUUGUGUAGUAAAUUUCCAGGAACCACUUGUAAAUCAUAUAUAAUUUUUAAGCUGAGUUGUUCUAGAGCAUAAACAGUUUCUAGCAGUACACAGCUAUUCAGAACUAGCAUGUAGAAGCUCUACAAUAAAAGUUUGUUACUUUUAGAUGCAACAAAUAAAACCAUGAAUCUUGGACGCCCAAAGGAAUAUCAUUUAAUGCAACAUAAAUACUAAGAUUUGGAUGAACAAUGAGAAACUUCUACUAUUUAAAUAUUUAACUCCUGUUUUUGAUUCAUAUGUGUAAAGUGACUGGGAUUGUUUGGUUCCAUUAUAAAUCCACUAUAAUAAAUUUUUAUAAUGUUCUAUUAGACUUUUAUUAUUGACUUCAGCUCUUGUAAACCUCAAUUUUGAGCUUGCAUUUGCUGUGUACAUCCUGCAGACCUUAUUUACUGGAGCUCACACCCCACAUUUUU